ACGGAUCAAUCAGGAUUUUAGGCUCUUUGGGCCAUAGACUUUCUAUGCUUUCAAAAGCAGCCAUAGAGGCUACUGAACAUACACAUAUAUAUUCUAAAUCAGUGCUACACACACACACGUACAAAAUCACAAAAGCUGGGUCCCCUCUCAGAGACUCACGAUCACACAGCGGUCACUGCACGCGGCAGCACAGCACGCGGCAGCACAGCGCGCACCGGCGCCGCUCGCUCGUGCACUUUCAGAGGACGCGCAGCCGCGGAAUCACGGAAACGGGCCGCAGGGUCUCCCGGAAAAUGGAGUCUCGGAGCUAGAAAGGGGCCGCGCAGAAGACUCUGGGGCUUCUCGGCCAACAAAGGCGCAAGUGAGAUUCCUCUCCUGGCCUGGAGGAACAUUCCUCCGCCUGACUCCCGAAUCAGUUCGUCUCCGGGAAAGACAGAUCGGAGGCAGCACGACCCAAGUUCUCGGCCCCUCACGCCUGGGCGUGGCCACUCCGAGCCGCGCUGCGCCCCGGAGGCUUCUGGGAGUUGCGCACUGAACUCGCAGUGCGCACGCGCGAAUGUGCGCUUCAGCGUCCGCCAGUGACUCUGGCUCUAAAUCUCGGAGAAUCCCGGCGCACGGGGGAGAGUGCUGCGGCCAGAAGCCCCCGAACGGGAACGCGCAGGCAUGGAAGCCGAGGAGAGCGGCUAACUGCGGAGGAGCUGAGUUCCUCAAAGAAAGUUACUUGUGGACAAGAAUUGUGCUUCUUCAAUUUGGGGUGCGUGGCUGAGCACAAAUAGCUAUGAGAAACCACAGAGUGGAUGUGAUGCCACUUCCAGGAGCAACCUGUUUUACUUGAGGAAUCAGAAGGGAAAAGCCAAGCAAUGUACUAAUCUGUACCCCUGCCACAGCGUGCUGCCGCCCCCAGAUGCGGACCCUCAUCAGGGAGCAGAGGAUGCCUGCUGUACGAGGGAAGCCCAAAUCCAAGGCGUCAGUGACAUUUGCAGAUUUGGCUGUCUACUUCUCCCAGGAGGAGUGGGAAGGGCUGAGCCCCAUACAGAAGGACUUGUAUGAAGAUGUCAUGUUGGAGACCUACCAGAACCUGGUGUCUGUCGGACUUUCCUGUCGAUGUAUUUCAGACUCAGGGGCUAAAUGCGAGAUGAAGAAAUUACCUCCAAAUCAUUGCAAAAAAUCUGGGCAAAGCAUCUAUCAGAAAACAGUUUCUGCCCCACAAAAAGGUCCCACAGGAAAAAGAAGCCGCAAAAAAAAUUCAGUCCUAAUAAAACCCAAGAAAGUACAUUCAGGAAAGAAACCUUUUAAAUGUAAUGACUGUGGGAAAAUCUUUAGUCAGAGGUUAUCUCUUAAACUUCAUCAGAGCUCUCAUACUGAAGAGAAGCCUUAUGAGUGUAGUAAUUGUAGAAAAGCUUUCAUACAAGUCUCAUCGCUCAUUCUUCAUCAGAGAAUUCACAAUGGAAGGAAAAACCAUAAAUGUGAUAAAUGUGGAGAAAGCUUCAUUCAAAGAACAACCCUUAUUCUACAUGAGAAAAUUCAUAAUGGAAAGGAAACCUUUGACUGUGAGAAGGCCUUAUGUCAGAACUCAUCUCCCAAAAUACAUCAGAAAAUUCACCUUGUUGAGAAUGCCCACCAGUGCAGAAAAUGUGGGAAAGCCUUCACUCGAAUAUCAUCCCUUUUAGUUCAUAAGAAAAUUCACAAUAGAAAAAAAGUACAUGAAUGCAGUAAACGUGGGAGAGGCUUCAGUAAGAAAUCAGUCCUUGUCAUACAUAAGAGAAUUCAUAUUGGAGAGAAAACCCAUGAAAGUCAGAAGGCCUUAAGUCAGCAGAAAAAGAACCAUUUAGAGAAUCCUUAUAAAUGCAGAAAAUGUGGGAAAUCCUUUAAUAAGAUUUCAUCUAUUAUUCUUCAUCAGAGAAUUCACACUUCCAAGAAACUCAAUAAAUGUGAUAAAUGUGAGAAGGUCUUCAGGCGGCUUUCAGCCCUUAUUCUGCAUGUGAGAAUUCACAGUGGAGAGAAUCUGUACAGAUGCAAUAAAUGUGAGAAGGUCUGUAAUCGGCAUUCAUCCCUUCUUCAACAUCAGAAAGUUCAUACAAAGAAAAAGAAACUGUUUGAAUGUAAGGAGUGUGGGAAGAUGUUUUCUGGAACUGCCAACCUUAAAAUACAUCAGAACAUUCAUUCUGAAGAGAAACCUUUCAAAUGCAAUAAAUGUGGUAAAGUUUUUGGCCGCCAGUCAUUUCUUAUUGAGCAUCAGAGAAUUCAUACUGGAGAAAAACCCUAUCAGUGUGAGGAAUGUGGGAAAGCCUUCAGUCAUCGAAUAUCUCUUACUCGACAUAAGAGAAUUCAUACUGAAGACAGACCAUAUGAAUGUGAUCAGUGUGGGAAGGCUUUCAGUCAGAGUGCACACCUUGCCCAACAUGAAAGAAUUCACACUGGAGAGAGACCAUAUACAUGCAAAACAUGUGGGAAGGCCUUCAGUCAACGCACAUCCCUUAUUCUACAUGAAAGAAGUCAUACUGGAGAGAAACCCUAUGAAUGUAACGAGUGUGGGAAGGCAUUUAGCAGUGGGUCGGAUCUUAUCCGGCACCAGAGAAGCCAUUCUUCAGAGAAACCAUAUGAAUGUAGUAAAUGUGGGAAGGCAUAUAGUCGGAGCUCAUCCCUGAUUCGACAUCAGAAUACACAUUCCGAAGAAAAAGCCUAAAGUUGUUAUAAAAGCAAAGACUGAAGCAUCGAAGUAGAGACAGAGGCAUGGGAAAAAGGCAUUUGUCUCUAACAUACAUUUUGUAAAAAUGGGACCAUUUGAUGAUGUGUCCCUCUUUGAAAGCCAAAGAGCAAAAGUCCUUGGUGACUUUUGACUUGAGAAUUUGAAAUUAACUGAGGUGGUGACCUUAUCAUAGGUCUUAAUAAAGUUCAGAUGAUUGGAUCAGUUGUUUUAAAUGAAGACCAUUCUUCAUAAGAAUCACUGAUAUUUUAUUUCCAAUGCAGUUUUAAAGCUAUUUCAUUGGUUGCUUACAAUAAAGUAUAAUUCUAAAGUG
Pteropus alecto (black flying fox) is the source of this 3020-nucleotide messenger RNA. RefSeq names its product zinc finger protein 667 (gene ZNF667). NCBI's taxonomy places the organism in Eukaryota, Metazoa, Chordata, Mammalia, Chiroptera, Pteropodidae. Gene Ontology annotation, molecular function: DNA-binding transcription repressor activity, RNA polymerase II-specific. Gene Ontology annotation, biological process: negative regulation of transcription by RNA polymerase II. Bases 905 to 2686 code for a protein of 593 amino acids. The record is from RefSeq and is a predicted model, not a curated record. The transcript has 6 exons.